Metarhizium album ARSEF 1941 is the source of this 1332-nucleotide messenger RNA. Its product is annotated as sugar isomerase, KpsF/GutQ. Lineage: Eukaryota; Fungi; Ascomycota; Sordariomycetes; Hypocreales; Clavicipitaceae. Bases 1 to 1332 code for a protein of 443 amino acids. Gene Ontology annotation, molecular function: carbohydrate derivative binding. The transcript has a single exon. The record is from RefSeq and is a predicted model, not a curated record. Gene Ontology annotation, biological process: carbohydrate derivative metabolic process.
AUGACGGACAGCUGCCGCGCUGGACGUCGGCCCAUCCAGACCAGCGCGGUCAUCGUUCUGGGAUCGAGGCAAAAGCCAGCGCUUCCGCCGCCGUCCCCACCGACACCCUGUGCCUCGCCGUCCGACCAGGCCCUCAUGGUCGAUCCAACAGACGAGCCAUUCAGCCUGGAAAAGCAGCCGCGCGGGAGACUGCCCGGACACGAGCCCGCCCAAAACAGCUACCAAACACGCCCCCAGGAGUCGCCGUCCAAGGAGAGCCGCCUCCGCCGCGGCUUGCACGUCCUGAGCACGGAAGCAGUGGCACUGGCCGCCCUCGCGCAGUUGUAUGAAACCGACCCGGCCGCCCGCGAGGGCUUCGACAGAGCCGUCCAGGUGAUUUCGCGCCAGGGCCUGACGAGCGGAAAGCUCGUCGUCAUUGGCGUCGGCAAGUCGGGGCACAUUGGCAAGAAGCUCGUCGCCACGUUGCAAAGCCUCGAUAUACGCGCCGUCUUCCUGCACCCAACCGAGGCUCUGCACGGAGACUUGGGCAUAAUCGAUGCCCACGACACCUUGCUCUUCAUCACCUUCUCUGGAAAGACGCAGGAGCUCAUGCGGAUGCUGCCACACCUGGACGACGGCCUGCCAACCAUCCUUCUCACAUCCCAUACUCACCGUGACGGCUGCGAGUUCAUCAAGUGGCGUCCAAAAACCAUCCUGUUGCCCGCUCCCAUCCCCGAGAGCGAGCAGGCAUCCUUUGGCGUCUCUGCACCGUCCACAUCGACCACGGUCGCACUGGCGCUGGGGGACGCAUUAGCCAUCACCGCCGCCAACGAGAUUCACCACAACGUGUCUGUCGCAUUCGCAAAGAAUCACCCGGGAGGCGCAAUCGGCGCGGCAGCAACGGCGGCGGCCGCCGCCGCCGCGAAACUGCCGCAGAGACUAAAACACAUUUGCGUCUCAAUGGCGGACAUGCCCUCGCUCGAGGGCCCCAACCUGUCCUCCGAGGCUACGGGUCUUGAUCUUCUCCGGGCUGGGUUUGACUCCAAAUCCGGCUGGGUACGAAUAGGGGAUAAAAUCGCGGCGCCCAGUAGAAUAAAGAAGAUCAGCAACAGUGCUUUGAACCAGACCCUCGGGGAGCUGUCCAGCACCUUCGUGUCUCGCCACGACAUGAUUGUCAUGUCGUCCGACACGACCAUUCACCAAGCGGGCAACAUGAUCCGGACGACCCGACCAGAUGACUCUGGCGACUUGUCCUGCGCAACAGAGUCCAUUGUCUGUGUUGCCGACGGGGAAAACGUCAUCGGGGUGGUCGAGGCACGCCAUCUCCUCGAGGUCACACAGCAUCAGCAGUAG